AUGGCGGCGGCGGUGGCGGCGGAGGAUCGGUGUCCGGCUGCGGGCGACGAGCAGCGCCCCGAUGGCGGCGGUACCACCAGCACCACCGGCAACACCGGCGGCGGGGGCACCGGUAACAACGGCAACGGCGGAACCGGCAACAACGGCGGCACCGGCAGCAGCAGCAGCCCCGGGUCGGUGGAGCUGGCGGCGGCUCGGCGGAGGCUGGUGGCGGCGGAAGGUCGCCGUCGGGCGGCGGCGGAGCUGGAGGGUCGGGUCCGGCAGGUUCAUUGCGCCCUGCGACACGCCGAGCUCCGCCUGGCCGCCCGCGCCGAGGCCCUGGGCCGGUUGGGGGCCGGGGUGGCCCAAGCCCAGCUGGCCCUGGCCGCCCACAACCAACGGUUGCAGAAGGGGCUCCGUCGUCGCCCCCGCCCCCGGCCCGCAGCCCUCUUGGCCGCCGCCCGCGCCCUCCGCAGCUGCGUCCCCUGGGGUCCCGCACGCCCCCGAGGAUCGGGAACGACCCCCGCCGCUUCCCGGCGGCUGCCCGCCGAUCUGGACAACGGCGGCACCGGCAACAACGGCGGCACCGGCAGCAGCAGCAGCCCCGGGUCGGUGGAGCUGGCGGCGGCUCGGCGGAGGCUGGUGGCGGCGGAAGGUCGCCGUCGGGCGGCGGCGGAGCUGGAGGGUCGGGUCCGGCAGGUUCAUUGCGCCCUGCGACACGCCGAGCUCCGCCUGGCCGCCCGCGCCGAGGCCCUGGGCCGGUUGGGGGCCGGGGUGGCCCAAGCCCAGCUGGCCCUGGCCGCCCACAACCAACGGUUGCAGAAGGGGCUCCGUCGUCGCCCCCGCCCCCGGCCCGCAGCCCUCUUGGCCGCCGCCCGCGCCCUCCGCAGCUGCGUCCCCUGGGGUCCCGCACGCCCCCGAGGAUCGGGAACGACCCCCGCCGCUUCCCGGCGGCUGCCCGCCGCGCCCCGCAGCCCCGCAUGA
Molecule: messenger RNA, 963 nt
Organism: Calidris pugnax (ruff)
Lineage: Eukaryota; Metazoa; Chordata; Aves; Charadriiformes; Scolopacidae
Gene: TRNP1
Product: TMF1-regulated nuclear protein 1
Exons: 2
Coding region: 1-963 (320 amino acids)
Biological process (GO): regulation of cell population proliferation
Cellular component (GO): nucleus
Molecular function (GO): DNA binding
Source: RefSeq, a predicted model, not a curated record